Molecule: messenger RNA, 5284 nt
Organism: Scophthalmus maximus (turbot)
Lineage: Eukaryota; Metazoa; Chordata; Actinopteri; Pleuronectiformes; Scophthalmidae
Product: protein kinase C epsilon type-like
Exons: 19
Coding region: 2525-4816 (763 amino acids)
Biological process (GO): protein phosphorylation
Molecular function (GO): ATP binding; diacylglycerol-dependent serine/threonine kinase activity
Source: RefSeq, a predicted model, not a curated record
CAGAGAAACAAGCUUAGCAAACGUUAGCAGCAACUCGGCUAACAGCCCCUCCCAGACACUUCCGGUGUCCGCCGAACACCGUUGGAGAAACGCUGAUUUUGGAAGUAAAACGUCUUUAUUCUAUGUUUUUACCGGAUUUAAUCACAAAGACAGUUUUUUCCCAGGAAGGUGAAGACUUCUGUGGAUAAUUCGGCUUCCGGUGAAAACCGCCUGAACGUCUGGAUAUUGUGUUAUCAGAGAAACAAGCUGAGCGAAACUUUAGCGGCAGCUCUGCUCGCGGCCCUUCCGAGACGUCACGUGUCCGCCGGACCGCGUUGGAGAAACGCCUAUAUUUGACGUGAAAGUGAUUUAUUCGUUAUUUUGUACCGGAUUAAACACUGGAUCGGUUGGUUUCGGAGUAGAGGAGGCCUCUGCGGGUAAUUCGGCUUCCCGGUAAAACCUCCUGAACGACCAACACUGAAGAAAUUCUGACUGGAAGGGCUGACUGCAGUUAAGGGGGUGUUGGGAGCCUGAUACCUUGCGGCUGUAAAACCAGAAUUUCCCAGUUGAGGAUCAAUAAAAAGGAAGUUUCCUUUCGUUCCUGCAGCCACUUUACAAAGUUCCUCUGCGGCGUCAGGACAGUUGUUUGUUUGGAGGACGAGCGGAGUGAAGGUGGAGAGAGAGCGGUCGGGAACGUGGCCCGUGUCCAGCGGGGUCGUCCUCACCUGGAAGUUGACGUCCGACGAACGACAUGGAGACGAGCCACUGGAAACCUAUCCGAUGACGGCAGAUCGUGAUGCGAGGUCCGGCCCGGUGCGAUGACGACAUUCAGACGAGCAGGUGACUCAAAAUGACCAGAGUGCGUUCACCGUGGUGUUGAAUCUCCAGCCGGACGACGUCUUAUAUCUCUGACUCACUGACGGUCACCGCCGGCCUCUCGCUGCCUCUGUCAGGUGCAGUCUGUCCUCCCGCUGUAAUGUCACAGAAAGCACAUGACGCUCGGCCCCUUCGUCUGAUGUCGUUUCCACCGUCUCCAUGAACCACACACGGUCUCGUGUCUCGUGUUUGUGCCGCUCCGACAUUUGUCCGAGCAGAAAAAAAUGCAGUAAAUCAAAAUUCCUCUGGAAUCCGCCAUUUCCAUUCACAUCUACAGGCCAUUUAAAUUCACUCUGGCUGGAAUUCAAAUCUGUGAAUUUACAUUGAUGUACAGUACAAAUAUUCAUGAAGUUCCUAUUUUUGAGAUAUUAAUAUUGUAUUCACCUGAAGUUAAACAACUGAAUUUGACUCCUGCUGUCGCCCAAACUCAAACUGCAGAUGAGGCCUGUUCUCCUCUGUCUUCCAUUUUGAAAUAUGUUACAGUGAUUCUGAUGCUUCUUCCCCUCACGUCGUCGCGGUUCAAAUAUUUACUUAUUUCUGCUCAGAUUAAACUAUUUUAUGGGAGGGUUGGUGCACAUGCUGCAGGCAGCGGGGCCACGUGGUCUAAUAAAAUGAAUAUGUCAUGAUGCAAUCAUCUCUUUGAGAUUCCUCACAUGCCUCACGCGUCCCCACAUUCAUCCCCUCUGGCCUCAUUGUUUCCAUUAGUGGAUGGAUGUUCAUAUCUCUGCACCCGGAUCACGUCCACAGCUCCAGUUUUUUUUUUAUGCCAAACAGGAAAUGCACACCUGCAUGUUUGUAACAGUUCCCCGCGCACAGCAGCCGAGGAGCCUUGAUCAAGGGGACAACCAUCUUUUCUAAUCCGUAUCCUCCACCCCCCCUCCUCUCCCGCCGCAGGGGGCCGAGCCCCCCUUCUCCUCUCUCCGGCCCUGCAGCCAGCCGCUCCCCUCGACACCUCCUCCGGUCUCAUCCACAACACCAGGCUGCGAGACGUCUGACGCGUUUCUCGCAUUUCCUGCACCGCAGCAGCGGCAACAGGGAGGAGGAGGAGGAGGAGGAGGACCAGAGGAGAGGAGAGAAGAGGAGGUAUGUCCACGGGAAGUUAGAGAUCAGUGUGCACGACACCAGGCCGAGCAGCAGAGCACCUACCGCCCGGACCGGACCGGCCCCUCCUCUGCGCUCCUGCCGCGUCUGGAGCCUCCCUCCCCGCGUCACGGUGCGGCGCAACGCGGGUUCGUGCCUCCUCUGCUCCCCGCGGCGGCUGACGGACUUGUUCCAACCGUGACAGACGGACACAUCUGGGGCCUGCGAGGAUCUGGACCCACGGUCGGUUCCUCUCCGCGCACUUCUGAGGGAGGAGGAGGAGGCGGCGCGUUAACGGUCGCGUCUCUGUUGUUGUUGUUGUUGUUGUUGUUGUUGCUGCUGCUGCUGCUGCUGCACUUUAUCUAUUAUUUCUUGAAGGAUUUUUUGGACAUAUUCGACAAGUGCAGAUGUUUUAGGACGUCAACUACCUGCGUCUCCACUGAGCGGGGACCGGACCAGACCGGGGCGGAGCGGGGGGCCAGCGGACCACCACCUCGGUGCCAGUUGAUCCUCUGAGGUGGAGGCGGCGGGGUUCGCGGUCAACACGCUGCGGUUCAAGUGUCACGCGUUCGGGGAGCGCGUCGCCGCCAUGGUGGUGUUCAACGGGCAGCUGAGGAUCAAGAUCUGCGAGGCGCUGAACCUGAAGCCCACCGCCUGGUCGCUGCGUCACGCCGUCGGCGCCAAGACGCAGAGCUCCUUCCUGCUGGACACGUACAUCGCGCUCAACGUGGACGACUCGCGCGUGGGCCAGACGUGCACGCGCCAGCGGACCAACAGCCCCGCGUGGCACGACGAGUUCACGGCGGAGGUGCGCGACGGCCGCCGCCUGGAGCUGUCCGUGUUCCACGACGCGCCCAUCGGCUACGACGACUUCGUGGCCAACUGCAUCAUCCAGCUGGAGGACGUCCUGCACGGCGACCGCAAGCACUUUGAGGACUGGAUUGACCUGGAGCCCGAGGGGAAGGUCUACGUCGUCAUCGACCUCCUAGGAUCUUCCAGCGAAGUUGCAGCCAACUCCACCGAGAAUGAGGAGCGUGUGUUUCGGCAGCGGAUGCGUCCCAGGAAGCGCCAGGGCGCCGUCCGUCGCCGUGUCCACCAGGUCAACGGACACAAGUUCAUGGCCACCUACCUGAGGCAGCCCACCUACUGCUCCCACUGCAGGGACUUCAUCUGGGGCGUCUUAGGGAAGCAGGGCUACCAGUGUCAAGUGUGUACCUGUGUGGUCCACAAGCGCUGCCAUGAGCUGAUCAUCACCAAGUGUGCAGGCAUGAAGAAGCAGGAGGACACAGUCGGGGAGACGGUCGGGUCGCAGAGGUUCAGCGUCAACGUGCCGCACAAGUUCAGCAUCCACAACUUCAAGGUUCUGACCUUCUGCGACCACUGCGGCUCCCUGCUGUGGGGUCUGCUCCGCCAGGGGCUCCAGUGUAAAGUUUGUAAAGUGAACGUACACAGACGCUGCGAGAGUAACGUCGCCCCGAACUGCGGCGUGGACGCCAGGGGGAUCGCCAAGGUCCUGUCCGACCUCGGAGUCACGCCGGACAAGAUCUCCAACAGCGCCCACAGACGGAAGAAGCCUCCUCAGGGUCUUGACCCCCGGCAGCAGCAGUCGUCCGGGACGCCCCAGACGGAGGACGACCGCUCAAAGUCCGCCCCCACGUCCCCGUGUGACCAGGACCCGAAGGAGCUGGAGAACGUCCGGAAGGCUCUGUCGUUCGACCACCGCGGCGAUGAGCACAAGAAGCAGCCCCUGUCCUCGCCCUCCUCCGUCGCCACGGUAACAGGGGACGGAGGAGGCGGCGGCGCUGGCGAGAAGGGAGGAGGCACCCGGGAGAACGGAGAGGUCAAGACUCACAGCGCUCCGGAGGCCAAGAGGAUGAACCUGCACGACUUUGUGUUCAUCAAGGUCCUGGGGAAAGGAAGCUUUGGGAAGGUGAUGCUGGCGGAGCUGAAGGGCGGCGACGAGGUGUUCGCCGUCAAGGUGCUGAAGAAGGACGUGAUCCUGCAGGACGACGACGUGGACUGCACACUGACCGAGAAGAGGAUCCUGGCGCUGGCCCGCAAACACCCGUACCUGACGCAGCUCUUCUGCUGCUUCCAGACCAAAGACCGGCUCUUCUUCGUGAUGGAGUACGUGAACGGAGGCGACCUGAUGUUCCAGAUUCAGCGAUCGAGGAAGUUCGACGAGGCCCGGUCCCGGUUCUACGCCGCCGAGGUCACGUCCGCCCUGAUGUUCCUGCACCGGCACGGAGUCAUUUACAGGGACUUGAAGUUGGACAACAUACUGCUGGACGCCGAGGGUCACUGUAAGCUGGCCGACUUCGGGAUGUGCAAGGAGGGAAUCCUGAACGGAGUCACCACCACCACCUUCUGCGGGACGCCCGACUACAUCGCACCUGAGAUCCUCCAGGAGCUGGACUACGGCCCGUCGGUGGACUGGUGGGCUCUGGGCGUGCUCAUGUACGAGAUGAUGGCGGGCCAGCCGCCGUUCGAGGCCGACAACGAGGACGACCUGUUCGAGUCGAUCCUCCACGACGACGUCCUCUACCCCGUGUGGCUCAGCAAGGAGGCCGUGUCCAUCCUCAGAGCGUUCAUGACCAAGAGUCCCAACAAGCGUCUGGGCUGCGUGGCGGCUCAGGGCUCGGAGGACGCCAUCAAGCUGCACACGUUCUUCCGGGAGAUCGACUGGACGCUGCUGGAGCAGAGGAAGAUCAGGCCGCCGUUCAAACCGCGCAUCAAAACCAAAAGGGACGUGAACAACUUCGACCAGGACUUCACGCGCGAGGAGCCCGUGCUGACGCCGGUGGAGGAGAACAUCAUCAAGCAGAUCAACCAGGAUGAGUUCAAAGGAUUCUCCUACUUCGGAGGCGAGACUGUGGCCUAGACGUACACACACACACACACACACACCAACGUCACACCGUCCUCUGGAUGACGCGUCCUGAACUUUUUACAGAUUCUGACGUCUGCAUAAAUUACACCAGGCCGCCCGUUGUCUCACGUUAUCUGUGCUCCGGCUGUUUGUCCGUUUCUGCCAAAGCAGCAUGUUAAUGUAACGGUUACAGCAGUUACACACACACACCUGGUGGUGGGCCGUGUGUGUUAGUGUGUGUGAGAGAGGAAGGUGGUGUGUGUUCACACGAGUGCAUGCAUGCGUAGUCUCAUACCUCGGGCUGUGACUCCCGUCCACGCCGAGCUGUUUCCUGUGUCUAUCUGUGUUUAAAGAAUGUUUUCUCUUCUUCCCGAAACUUGUAUGUGAAUGAAAACAAGUCAUUGAACUAACGAUUGUAUUUGUGUGUCAUGGAAAGAGAAGGUGGUGAAAUCACGAGGUCAUUAAAGAUUUCUUUUUUAA